AGCCAAACACGUUAUUGUCUUUGAAAAAAACCUUUGUGAAUUAGUUGAAAAAUUGAAAGAAUUUGUUUAUCUUGAUAUUUAUGGACAUAUUAAUCGUGAAAAAAUCGAACCUUAUCGUACUAUGGUUCGGACGCGUUUUCCCAAUAGUCGACUUUACAUCGAUAUAUCAAGAUUUCGUCUUUGGUUUUGA
Molecule: messenger RNA, 190 nt
Organism: Rotaria sp. Silwood2
Lineage: Eukaryota; Metazoa; Rotifera; Eurotatoria; Philodinida; Philodinidae
Source: the annotation of a GenBank genome assembly